GUCUGUAUCUCGUUUGUGCUAAAGUUUUUACCUCGUGGUAAAUUUGUGAAAUAGGCAAGCUUGUAGAUUUAAGAUCCAAUUAAAAACUUAACAUCCUGAAAUAAUACUUUGCGAAUUUAAAAAUGGGCAAGAGAAAUAAUAUGAUUCCAAAUGGGCACUUCCAUAAAGACUGGGAGAGAUUUGUUCACACAUGGUUUAACCAACCAGCCAGAAAGUACCGCCGCAAACAAACUAGAAUUAAGAAAGCUCGAGAUGUUGCGCCAAGGCCUGUGAAGUUACUCAGACCUGUGGUACAUUGCCCAACAGUGCGAUACCACACAAAGAUUCGACCAGGAAAAGGUUUUACCUUGGCAGAGUUAAAAGCCAGUGGUAUAAGUAGAAGAUUAGCGACAACCAUUGGAAUUGCAGUAGAUGCAAGAAGACGCAACAAGUCUGUUGAGUCGUUACAAACAAACGCUCAAAGACUGAAAGAAUAUAAAUCAAAAUUGAUUCUCUUCCCAUUGAACGAGAAAAAACCUAAGAAUGGUGAUGCUACUGAAGAAGAGAUGAAACUUGCCACACAAAUUAAAGGAGAAAUCAUGCCAGUUAGACACCAAACACGAGUUAAAGCUAAGGCUCGUGUAAUUUCGGAGAACGAGAAGAAGUUUUCUGCUUAUACAACUGUUCGUACAGCUCGAGCUGAUGCCAGACUAGUAGGAAUUCGUGCGAAACGUGCGAAAGAUGCAGCAGAGAAUCCAGAUGAGGUUGCUAAAGACAAAAAGCCUAAAAAGUAAUUUGGAACUUUGUAAAUAAAAUUCAUGAGAAAUAAAUCAUGUUUAUUGAAGUAAAUCGUAUUUUGCAUUAUUCAUUUCAAUAAAAUUUUAUUUAUCAUUAGA
Frieseomelitta varia is the source of this 875-nucleotide messenger RNA. RefSeq names its product 60S ribosomal protein L13-like (gene RpL13). NCBI's taxonomy places the organism in Eukaryota, Metazoa, Arthropoda, Insecta, Hymenoptera, Apidae. The record is from RefSeq and is a predicted model, not a curated record. Bases 123 to 773 code for a protein of 216 amino acids. Gene Ontology annotation, cellular component: ribosome; cytosolic large ribosomal subunit. Gene Ontology annotation, biological process: translation. Gene Ontology annotation, molecular function: RNA binding; structural constituent of ribosome. The transcript is spliced from 4 exons.